AUUGACUCCUCCCCUGGAAAGAAAAUGAAGAGUGCUGCCAGACCUUGGAAUGCAAUGGCAAAGCCAGGGAACCAUGGGAUUGACCGAGGAAAACCUAUCCCCGCUGCUUCCUCGGGCAUGAAGACCUCCAAAUCCUCCACUUCCCUUGCUUUUGAAUCUCGGCUCAGCAAGCUGAAAAGAGCUAGCAGUGAUGACAUGCUAACAAAGCCGGGAGUGACAGCAGCCUCCAGAUUGAAGAAGACCAUUACAACAGGAGCAAUUUCUGAGCUUGCUGAGAAUCGACUGAAGUCCAGCACAGGAAUGGUUUCAUCCACGAAGCGCACAGGGAUUCCGGCUCCGCGGGAAAUUCCAUCAACUGUCUCCAGAGAGAGAGCUGUGCUGCGUGGUCCAGCCAACACCAGGAAAACUCAGCCCAGUCCAACUUCUUCUGGCACGCCCACCCCUACCAAACACCUGCGUCCUUCUGCCAAGUCCAAGCAAGAGAAUGAAACGGGGGACAAGGCAGCGCUGGAGUCCCAGGUUAAGGAACUCUUGGCAGAAGCGAAGACGAAAGACUCUGAAAUCUCCAAGCUCCGGAAUGAGCUGAAGAAAUGCAAAGACAAAGGGUCAGUUAGCUCUGAGGGGCUUGGUGCCUCAGACCAAAACUUAGACAUUUUACCAUUGUCACCUGAUGACAUAGAUCCAUUAAUUCAGACACUUCAGGAGAAGAACAGGACUUUUCAAAAAGAGCUGGCUGGCCUGGUUGAAGAAAAUCGGGUUUUGAAGGAGAAACUGGUUUCUCUAGAGCAUUCACCUCUCUCGGAAACAACAAGCAGUGGUGCUGACAGCAGCUUCACAACCCCGGUCACCCAAGAAUCAAGUUUUGGAAGCCCGACAAAAAACGUAUUGAAAGGUGAAGCAGAUGGACCAAGACAGCGAGCGAAUGGGGAAGCAGUGCGAAAGUCAGGCUCUUCCAGCAGUGAUGUGACUAAAGCAUCCUUGUCACCCGAUGCAUCCGAUUUUGAACAUAUAGCAGAUGUGCCUUCUAGGCCAACCUCCUCCAAUAGCAACCCCUUCAAGGAUUCUAGAUGCUCCACCACAGGGAGUUCUCCAAACAACGUAAGUGACCUUUCUGUGGCCUCUCUGACGGAAAGGAUACAAAAAAUGGAAGAAAACCACCACAGCACAGCAGAAGAGCUUCAAGCCACUUUGCAGGAGCUGUCGGACCAGCAGCAAAUGGUGCAGGAGUUGACAGCAGAAAAUGAGAAGCUAGUUGAAGAGAAGGCUUUGCUGGAGACCUCCUUCCAUCAGCACAAGGAGAGAGCAGAGCAGCUUAGUCAAGAAAAUGAAAAGCUGUUGACUCUCCUACAAGAGCGAUCCAAGACUGAAGACACCAAAGUUCAGGAGGGGAAAAUCCUUGAACUGGAACAGAAAUGUACAGAAGUGCUUGAGAAAGCACAGUUUGAAAGAGAAAAGCUGCUCAACAUUCAGCAACAGUUAUCCAGCAGCCUGCGGAGCUUAGAAAGGGAGCACCAAGAUGCCCAAGAGGUGAUCACGGGUGUACGAGCGGAAAACGAGAAGUUGGGUGGGCUUUUAGAAAUGGAACGCCAGACCUCCAGCACGGUGGCUAAGUCGCUAGAGGACUGUAAAGUUGCAUUAGAAGGCCUGAAGAUUGAAAACGGCUCUCUCAAAAGUCAGUUAGAAAGUGAGAAACAAAAAGCUGCUGAGAUCAGUGCAAUGGGAUGUACUACUGACAACUCUGAGGUGCAAGAGAUGUUGAAAGUGGCCCAUGCGGAGAAGGAUCAGUUAGAACUGGCUUGUACAGAGCUCAAACAAGAGCUGCUGAAGGCAAACAGUGAAGUAAAACGUGUCCAGGGUCUACUGGUCAAGGUGGAGAGGGAGUGUGGCCAGCUGAAGGAGCUGUAUGACCGGCAGGCUGAACAGCUGAGCAGAACCAGCCUGAAGCUGCAGGAGAAAACUUCCGAGAAUGAGUCUGAGAUCAAAAACCUGAAGGAGACCAUCUUUGAGCUGGAGGACCAGGUGGAGCAGCAACGUGCUGUCAAACUGCACAACAACCAGCUCAUCAGUGACCUGGAGAGUAAUGUCCUGAAGCUAGAAGAGCACAAGCUGGAUCUGGAGAGGCAGCUGAAGGCUCUGACCAAACAGAUAAAGGAGGAUACAGAGGAGUGGAGGCGUUUUCAAGCUGACCUGCAGACUGCAGUGGUGGUGGCCAACGAUAUCAAGUGUGAGGCUCAGCAGGAGCUGCGGGUGGUGAAGAGGAAGCUCCAGGAGGAAGAGGAGAGAAGUGCCAAGCUGCAGAAGGAGCUGGAGGAACUGCAGGGCAGCAGCAGGAACAGACAAAGAACUUGCAGAAAAUGCCCUGAUGAGCUCAUCAAAGUCCAUCUGAAUGAAGGUGUGCAGUCUCUGCCUGCUAGCACAGUCCUGGAGGGAUGCAAAGCCCGGCCUGAUCUUGCCAGGACUGGGACGCCUCUGACAAUGCCUCCAGCCUGAAAAGGGAAGUUUCAACUGGAGAAAGCAACUCAGUCCAAAGAGACCAAAAGUCCAGUGCACCCCAAAGUGUGAAUGCCAUUCUGAUCCACUUUUCCCCACGAGCAGCAGCCUGGCCCUUUGAUUCACCAGGCUGCUCUCUUGUGAAGAGUCCUGGAGGUGGAAACAGUUUUGAAUCUCUUUAAGACAAUUGAAAAGAAAUCUUAGGAACCAAAACCCUGAGCUUGAUCCCAGGGGUUUGGGAACUGAGCUAUCCAUUGACUUGAGUGGGGGAUGGCUGCUUUUGCCCAUGCUGAAAUCCAGCCCAAUCCUACAUUUAAAAGCUGGGUAAUAACGAGUUGUGCAUGUGGUGUAAGAAGAGUUUUUCUUAGACCAGCUUCUGUUGGUGGGAGAGAGAAGCUUUCAGGCUCCCCACAGCACUUCUUUAGACUAGCCCCAAGUACCUUUCCCAGAUCUAAAGGAAGUGCUGCAACUGUGGGAGGGGUUCUCCUGUCAGUGUGGUUAGUGCACCUCCUGGAAAGGCAGUAGCUAGGUUGUCUAUACCAGCUCUUAGGUCACCUUGCCCUGCUCACUCCAGGGCUGGAUUUUUCACACCCCUGAGUGACCAUAGCUGGGUGCAUGUAAUUUUGGAGUGUAGACUGACCUCAGAGAGCUGGAGCUAAACCGCGGGUGGAGCGGAUUGUUUAGGUUAAGUUGUUAACACACAUUGCAAGGGACCACAGGCAGUAAAGUGGCCAAUUAACACCUCUGGAAAAGGAGGGUUAGUGCGCUGCCCUAAGCCACACAGCCAGUGUCUUUUUUCAGUCCAUGGGGUUUGGUGUCUAGCAAAGUGAUUUCUUUAAGCUCCCAGGCUCUCUUUUGAAGGUGUUGUGCAGGUUUCCCGUAAGGAUGAGGAUCCAGUGGCCAGAGAGAAGCAAUUACUCUGUGAAAACUGUUUGUCCACGGGGGCUGCAGUGUAUUUAUCUUUGUGGGUGGGUGUGUAGGAUGUAACGUGUUCUGCACACACCUUAUGUGCUAUAGAGAACAGGACAGGCAUAGACCUAUUUCCUAGUGAGUCCCGACUCUGCAUGUGGUUGUGAGAACCAGGUGUAGAUUUCAUAUGAAGAUGAGGUUGCUGCAUAUUCGGUAGGUUUUUGAUGCGGCAGUGGCAAGGGCCUCACCACUAGGUGGCAGCAUCUGACUCGUGUCCUAGAAGUUUGAAAGUUGCGUGAUGACCAAGAAAGUUGGCUGCAGCCUAUCCUGCUGUAGAUUUCUCUUGCGCCAGAUCAGGCGCAGGUGCAGCCGCAGCCAUGGGAUAAAAAUUAGCUGCUUGUCCUGAACUGCUCACAAAAGGAUCCGAAGGAAAAACGACUGUCCCCCUAAAGGAAAGUUGUUCCCAUCCCCUUAACUCAGGUGAUGUAUGUGAUCAGGAGAAUUUGCUUGUGUCCUUCCUGACAACUGAAGACACUGGGAAAGCUGUCCUGGAUACCAAGCAGGACCUGAGAAGACAGUUAGAGAUCACGGCCUUGUGGGACUGGAGUUUCACAUUUUGGCCCGAGGCUUCUUUGGCUGGGAAGACGUAACAGCCAUGGCCUCUGGGCAGCAGGCUGUCUGAGUGCUGAGAACCCUCCUGACUUUGGCAUGGCCCAUGCCAUUCUGCCGUGGGACGUACUUGGACGCGCACUUGCGUUGCCUCUCGUUAUUAUCUGUGCUGGCAAUUGUUCAGUGUUGGUUUUAUAUGUUUAAAAAAUCCAUGGAAGUGCAAAAUAAAUGUGUGAUUGUCCAGAAGUGUCUGCUGCCUGCUCCUGGCCUCUCUUCUGUUCUGCAUCUCAGCAGCUCUGUGUGCUUCUUCUUUGUCUCCCUUGGAACUGAGGAAGAGUCACAAGUCACUUUGUAGCCACAGUGCCAGGAACUGCAGCCAAGGAGAUGUUUCCGGCAGCAAACAGUUACCCACCCCAGAGCCACUUAGUUUGCUUCAGAAAAGGCGCCUUGGAUUGAGAAAUGUCCAAACACAGUCACUCAGUAUUGCUGCUGCUUUCCCCAACGUGUCUAGCCUGCCUGAAUUCAAGGGCUAGUCACCGCAAGGUUGGUAACUCCUCCGUGACUGCCCCUUGCUGGUGAGCUUCCCACUAACGCUUCAAGUACCUCCCCUCCCUAGGGAAUCAAGUGGUGCGAUGCAAAACCACCCAUGUUGGGUUUGGGCUGAAUCGCUCCGGCUAGCAGCUGCCACACUCCAGUGUUCUUGCUGGGGGUAACUGUGCGCAGCAUUUCCGCCCAAGUUCUCAAGCAAAGCAAAGGCAGCAGGGUUCAAAUUCUCUCCUCUCUCUGCCAGAGAUUGGUUAUGGCGUAGGCUGCCCAACAGGCCCUUUGUAAGGGGAUUUUGCUCACAGGAAGCUGUUGCUCGGCGCUCGAGCUAUGGCUUGGCAUUAAUCAUGCUGGGGCAUUCUCAUGUCAUCUUUUCAAUUUGUUUGCUCUUGUGAGUUGCACUUCUGCCUCCUCAGACUUAAAGGCUUGAAAAGUCUGAUUGCUGUUUGCUAUCAAGGGUUUGGAGUGUUGGUGUUUAUAGUACCAUGUCGUCUAGCAACUCCAGCAACGGCCCAGGAUCCCGUUAUGCUAGACCUUGCGCAAACACUGAACAGAGACAGUCCCUGCCCCCAAGAUACUCCAGUCAAGGCGGAUGGGGAAGCGCGAGGAAGCAAUGAGACCGCAUUGGCCAGCAUGGUAGGCAGUGGUCUCGGCACCAGCAGGCUAAUAAUUGUCAAGUAUUUUGUAGCCAUCCUGCAAACGGGAGUUUUUGGAAGGGCUGUGAGGCAGGACAGUGAAGUGUCUUGGUGAGUGUUUACACAGAGCUCUUUCCAAACAUGGUUGCAGUGGGGGAGAAAUCCCAAAAAUGCUUUUUGACACUACUGAAUGAUGAUGGCUGGCAUCCUGAGUCUCAGAGGGCGGAGCUGACCUUUCUCACUGCUCUCUUCCCCCCUCUUCCCCCCUCAUCCCCAUAUUAGUCAUUUUGUUUUCAAAACCGGAAAGUAGUGAGCGCAUCAAACCAGGCUGGCCUGUGUGAUGUAGAUUGGAGUAAGUGGGUCCCAGGCACAAAACACCACCAUGGUGAGAUUUCCUGCUUGGGAGACCUCACCAUCGCAGUCAUCCCAGACAUUCAUUUCAGGACACGUUUAGAUGAUAAAAUCAGAGUGCCCAAGCAAAAUCUGGCCGCAUGGCAGCUUAGCUGUUACUGUCUCAGCAUUUAUCCGGCUGAAAUACUUGAGGUGUGUGUGCGCUCUCAGCAGAUUUCCUGGGAUAUGAGCCACAGGAUAAUGUGUUUCAUAUUUAAUCUUGCUCUGGAAGAGUUUGUGCAACCAGAAGAUCCCCUGAAGGGAGCUAAUCAAUGAAGACGUGAGCCUGUGAGAUAAGGCGUAGGCAAGCCAGAAGAGCUCUCCUAUUGAUGGCCCCCCUCAGCCAUAAACAUGUGUUUAUCACUUCAUGUUUCUUUCCUUUUCCCCCUGGGUAGAAUCUACAGCCAGUUCCCAUAGCUUAGAUGGGGCUUUGGCUCAUUCCCUUGGCUUGGCCUUACCUUCCAGAUGUAUGAACUUGCCCAAACCUGUGUCUCUAUCCUGACCUUCCGAACUCUUAACAUUAUGCCACAAACUUCCCGUUCCCUUUCUGCCUGGGAAAUCAUGCAGAGAUCCUGUCCACUGGUCUCAGUCUUUACUUCCUUACAGAGGAACGUGUGAAAUGGUUGGCUGACCCAGUCCUGCUGGGCAUCCUGUAGCAGAAGUCCAUGAUUCCCCCCACGUGUCACUAGCUGCAGGACUCAUUUUAGCCAUUGUGUUUUCUUACAAAUGAAGUCCAGAUGCUGCUGCCUGUUGACAUGUUUGUGUUUAAUGAAGCCAUGAGUGGGGGAAGGGGGUGAGAAUUUGGGGCUAAUCAUCAGAACACUGGAUCCUUCAGAGCUCAGUGAAUCUCGUCCAGCUUUUCUUUUCCUCCUCCUUGGAUUAGAUGGAGAAUGGAAUGAAAUGGCUUUCCUCAAGCCAUCUGCAUCCACAGGCCUUUCCUGGCUCGCAGGGAGGCUGAGUGAAUUAGCAAAGAAGUAGCCAGUGUCUGCUGAUAGACAGCACCUCCUUGAGCAUGGCCAGAAAAAGAAGCAUGAGUCACUCUUUUUUUGGUCAUUCUUUGAUACCUCCAGCCCCCUUGCAUUUUGUAGCAACAACUUGGAUGCCAAAAGGAAAAUAAAACAAAAAGAUCGACCUCUACUUUUAGCCCAGCAGGAACUGUGCACCUCAGUAGGCACUUUCUCCAGGGAAUUCUGGCCCCAUUCUUGUGCUGAAUUCCAUAGCUCUCUUUUCCUAGCCCAGCUCUUCAUGGGGGAAGCAGUGGUGCUCUAGGAUCUGCUGAUCAGUCCACUUAGCUUCAUGAAAACUACGUCAUGAAAGACUGUUUGCAAAUAAACAGCCUCAGCCAUCUCUGCCCGGCUUUCCUGAAACCUAAGUUAGUUUUGUGAGGUCAAAGCUGGCCCAGGCGGUGAUGGGUGAGGCUGCCAAGGAUGUAUAGUCAAUUCCUGGACAAACACCAGUUGUUAGAUGAAUAGAUUAUCAAGCCAGAAGGGACUACUGUUAUCUGUCAGAGGGGUGGCCGUGUUAGUCUGAAUCCGCAGAAACAACAAGAAGUCCUGUGGCACU
Pelodiscus sinensis (Chinese soft-shelled turtle) is the source of this 7139-nucleotide messenger RNA. The record is from RefSeq and is a predicted model, not a curated record. NCBI's taxonomy places the organism in Eukaryota, Metazoa, Chordata, Testudines, Trionychidae.